GGGUGAGGCAGUGAGCUUCACCACGAGAGCCAAACGGAUGAGUGAUAACGUGGCCAGCGACGCAGACAGCUCCAUCACGUGGUGGGGGACCUUGGCGUCCUACUUGAUCGAGCUGCAGCGCUGCCAUGAUCUGGGCCAGCGCAGUCAGCACUUGCGGAGCCGCAUCCGAGAGAUGAGCAGCUCCAUACCGAGCGGAGGCGUUGCCAAGAUGAUUAGCAAGCAGAAGAGGAAGUGGCGCACCACCCUGGCCGAGGUGCACAGCUUGAACACCGAGCAGCUCCAGGCCCUCGGCGCGGCAGCUCUCUCCACAGCCAGGAAGGGCAAGCGCGCGGAGGCGAACGAGGCGCUCAUCGCGUACACCAAGUGGGCGCAGGAGCAGGAGGCGGUGGGCAGUGGCAAGCUUCACAGACGCACGCGGGACAAGCCCAGGUGCGGCAACGAGGUCGGGACCAGCGACUGGACGGCCUCCAACAUGGUCGGGCACAUGGACGCCAAGGGCGCGCAGUGGAGGAAGAAGUGGACCAGCAGCUACGCACGCGCCGUCGUGCUGGACAAGUUGGAGGUCACCAGAGCAGCGGCCUUGGAGGAGGAUUGGGCUCCCAUCACGUUGGAGAACCUCAACAGCGCGAUCCUCAGCAUGGGCAAGAGCAAGGCGAAGGGCGUCGAGCAGUUGGGGGCCCUCGCCUACAAGUGGCUCCCUCCCAGUGCCAGGGUCGAGCUCCUCAAUGUCCUCAUACAGGUCGAGCGCACGGGGACCCGGCCGUGGCAGCUCAUGGUCACGUUGGUCAGCUUGCUGCGGAAGGACGCGGGGGGCGACCGUGUCAUCGGGCUGCUGUCGGAGGUGAUGAAGAUCUGGUCCAAGAUCAGGAGCCAGUACACGAACGAGUGGGUGUCGCACAUGGCAGGGAAGUGGGACGCCGCGAUCGCAGGCAACAGCGCCCUGAAGGAGGCCCUCAUUCGCUCCUUCGCCGACGAGGUGCUGGAGUGGGCACCCAUGAAGGUUUUCACGGUGACGGCGUUGUGGGACUUAGCGGAGUUCUACGACACGUUGGAGCCCUUCCUCAUCAUGGAGGAAGGGCUCCGUCUCGGCCUCCCAGCGCGCACUUUGCACCUGGAGAUGCUGAGCCACCUGGGCACGAGGCUUGUGCGCGAGCGGACGGCAUACGCAGAGCCGAUCUCGCCCGACAGGUCGAUCUGCGCGGGCGCCAGGCGCGGCAUCGACGUCGGCAGGGUGGCGCUCUACGCCACGCUGGAGCAUGCCAGCGCGAAGUACCAGCAGGUGUACGUCCGCUCGUGGGUGGACGAUGUCACCACCAGGAUGGAGGGGUCCAGGCGCGAGGCCAAGCUCACCCGUUCGAGCAAGCCCACCCUGAUCGGCAACGACAUGGGCGUGGUCAAGGAGGUUGCUCUCAGGCUGAGGAGCCGCAACAUCGUGGUCAAGGCGAGGGGGCCAGGUGGCCAAAGCGCUGAGGAUGGCGAGAAGAAGGCGAAGGGCCAGAGGCGGCGCGAGACAGGUCGUCCAGCGGGGAGCGCCGCCCCGAGCAGGCUACGCAUGCAAGUUUUCGGCAUGGCUCCCAGCACGGUUACCAAGUGGAGGAGGAGGCUGGCAUCGGUGGUAGCCCCGCGCAUUCGUGGCCGCUGCCUCACGACGUUGCUGCAGCUGGAGAUCGGCGUGGGGGAUCCUGCGUUCGGCACGGUCUUCUCGCUGCUAGACUCGUGGAUGCACAUCGUCAGCGACCCGCAGAGGAGGAAGAAGGCGCGCAUCGUAUUGCCUCGCAUCGUCUCGGCCAUGCUGAAGAAGAAGCCGCAGCACAGGUGGCGAGGAGUAACGGGCAUCACGCGCGCCAUGGUGGUCACGCUGCUGGACCUGGAGCGGCAGCCCCUGGGACCAUGGCACUGGGUCUCGAAGGCGGGCGAGGUCUUCGGCGGCGACGACGAGCACGCGCUCGACGACGACGUGGACCUCAGCGACCUGAAGUCGGCAAUCAAGGGCACGAUCGAGGUGAAGCAGUGGGCGAGGGCCGCGCAGCACUUUGCAGGCGGCGGCCUGGAGGGAGGUGCCGACCUCCGCUCUGCGAAGAUGAAGAUCAGCAAGCUUCGCAGGAAGGGCCAGUACGACAAAGUCGGCGCGUUCCUCGCGAUCAUGACUGGAGGAGCGUGGCCGAGGCAGCGCGUGGCGGACCUCGGCAUCGAGAUCGAGGGCGUCAUGUGCCCCAGCAGCACGGAGAGCACGACGGACGGAUGGCUCAUCGCGGCUGGCGAUGCGUCAGGCGGCGAGUACUCGAAGGACCCAAGGCUGAGGAGGGUGUCCUGGGGUUGGGUGGUCUUCAACAGCGUAGACUCAACCGAGGCGAAGGUGGUCGCGGGCAGCCGAGGCGCUCUCGCUGGUUGGAGGCAGAGCGUCAACCGCAGGGAGCUGGUGGCGCUGAAGGACGUGAUCAUCGCAGCUGGCGGGUACUUCGACAAAAUCAGGUACACCGCCGACUCGUCGUACGUGGUCAGGGGCAUGGACAAGCUUCGAGGAGGGAGGAUGCCCAAGACCCACGUCGAUCUGUGGAAGGAUGUCAAGCAGGGCAUCAUCGGCAAGCAGGUCGAGAUCAUCAAGGUGGAGAGCCACAUGGCGGCCCAGGAGGCGCCGGACGCAGAGGUCAACCCGAUCGACUGGCUCGGGAACGUCCUGGCGGACGACUUCGUGGACGGCAUCGCGGAGUCAGUGCAUGUACCGCGCGCGCAGGCGAGGUCUGUGGGCUUCGCGGAGGGCGUCGCAGGGCCCGUCAGGGACCGCGCCUACCUGGCGCUCAUGGCUUCCAUCGAGGAGGAGCCGUCGCAGGUCCCGAGCUUGAAGACCAGGCAGGAGGCCCACGUCAAGGCGCGCAG
This is a messenger RNA of Prorocentrum cordatum, 2877 nucleotides long. The record is from the annotation of a GenBank genome assembly. NCBI's taxonomy places the organism in Eukaryota, Dinophyceae, Prorocentrales, Prorocentraceae.